This is a messenger RNA of Indicator indicator, 1200 nucleotides long. It is a transcript of the gene KCNK15, whose product is annotated as potassium two pore domain channel subfamily K member 15. The transcript is spliced from 2 exons. Bases 10 to 1200 code for a protein of 396 amino acids. Gene Ontology annotation, molecular function: potassium ion leak channel activity. Gene Ontology annotation, cellular component: membrane. NCBI's taxonomy places the organism in Eukaryota, Metazoa, Chordata, Aves, Piciformes, Indicatoridae. Gene Ontology annotation, biological process: potassium ion transmembrane transport; stabilization of membrane potential. The record is from RefSeq and is a predicted model, not a curated record.
CCCCUCGCCAUGAAGCGGCAGAACCUGCGCACGGCCGCGCUCAUCCUCUGCAUCUUCUCCUACCUGCUGGUGGGAGCCGCCGUCUUCGAUGCGCUGGAGUCGGAGGCGGAGAGCGGCCGCAAGCGGCUGCUGGAGCAGAAGCGCGGGGAGCUGCGCAGGAAGUAUCGCUUCUCCGCCGACGACUACCGGGAGCUGGAGCGCCUGGUGCUGCAGGCCGAACCGCACCGCGCCGGGCGCCAGUGGAAGUUCGCCGGCUCCUUCUACUUCGCCAUCACGGUCAUCACCACCAUCGGCUAUGGACACGCUGCUCCAGGCACAGAUGCCGGCAAAGUUUUCUGCAUGUUCUAUGCCAUCCUGGGCAUCCCCCUGACGCUGGUCAUGUUCCAGAGCCUGGGGGAGCGCAUGAACACCGUUGUGAGGCUGCUGCUCCAGAAGAUCAAGAAGUGUCUGGGCAUGAGGACAACCAAUGUCUCCAUGGAAAACAUGGUGCUGGUCGGCUUUCUGUCCUGCAUGGGGACCUUGUGCAUCGGCGCCGCAGCCUUCUCUUAUUUUGAGGGCUGGACUUUCUUCCACGCCUAUUACUACUGCUUCAUCACCUUGACCACCAUCGGCUUCGGAGACUUCGUGGCUCUGCAGAAGAACGAGGCGCUGCAGAAGAAGCCCCCGUACGUGGCCUUCAGCUUCAUGUACAUCCUGGUGGGGCUGACGGUCAUCGGCGCCUUCCUCAACCUGGUGGUGCUGCGGUUCCUGACGAUGAACUCGGAGGACGAGCGGCGGGACGCCGAGGAGCGAGCGUCGCUGAGGAGAGCCCGCGGCAACCUCCACCCCCGGCCCGCCGGGGACGGCCGGACCGCCAACGCCAUUUUCCUGCCCACCGAGGACAGGACCAGCCAGAUGAACCUCAUCCCUCUGAUCCUGGAGGAGCGGCAGCGGCGCCAGUCGGCCCAUGCGGCGGCCACGGUGCCCUCCUUCUGCACGUGCCUGUGCUACAGACCGCAGCUCUGCGGCAGCCCCGUGCCCUCCCACCCCGAGACCCUCAGCUGCCACACCAACCCCGUGUACUACAACUCCAUUUCCUACAAAAUCGACGAGGUGUCCCUGAGCACACGGGGGCCGACCGGCUCCUCCCCGGGGAGCACUUUGUCCUCCAGCAGCCCCCGCUGCCGGCACCACGCCCGGCUGCGCAGGAAAUCCAUCUAG